Molecule: messenger RNA, 712 nt
Organism: Neomonachus schauinslandi (Hawaiian monk seal)
Lineage: Eukaryota; Metazoa; Chordata; Mammalia; Carnivora; Phocidae
Gene: MYOG
Product: myogenin
Exons: 3
Coding region: 38-712 (224 amino acids)
Biological process (GO): positive regulation of transcription by RNA polymerase II; positive regulation of myoblast differentiation; muscle organ development
Molecular function (GO): DNA-binding transcription factor activity, RNA polymerase II-specific; protein dimerization activity; RNA polymerase II cis-regulatory region sequence-specific DNA binding
Source: RefSeq, a predicted model, not a curated record
UGGGGGCCAGUGGCAGGAACAAGGCUUUUCCGACCCCAUGGAGCUCUAUGAGACAUCCCCCUACUUCUACCAGGAACCCCACUUCUAUGACGGGGAGAACUACCUUCCCGUCCACCUCCAGGCCUUCGAGCCGCCAGGCUACGAGCGGACUGAGCUCAGCCUGAGCCCCGAGGCCCGAGGGCCCCUCGAGGACAAGGGGCUAGGGACCCCCGAGCACUGCCUGGGCCAGUGCCUGCCGUGGGCGUGCAAGGUGUGUAAGAGGAAGUCAGUGUCAGUGGACCGGCGGCGUGCGGCCACACUAAGGGAGAAGCGCAGGCUCAAGAAGGUGAAUGAGGCCUUCGAGGCCCUGAAGAGGAGCACCCUGCUCAACCCCAACCAGCGGCUGCCCAAGGUGGAGAUCCUGCGCAGCGCCAUCCAGUACAUCGAGCGCCUGCAGGCCCUGCUCAGCUCCCUCAACCAGGAAGAGCGGGACCUCCGCUACCGAGGCGGGGGCGGGCCCCAGCCAGGGGUGCCCAGUGAAUGCAGCUCCCACAGCGCCUCCUGCAGUCCAGAGUGGGGCAGCACACUGGAGUUUGGCCCCAACACAGGGGAUCACCUGCUCACGGCUGACCCUACGGAUGCUCACAACCUGCACUCUCUCACCUCCAUUGUGGACAGCAUCACAGUGGAAGAUGUCUCUGUGGCCUUUCCCGAUGAAACCAUACCUAACUGA